CAUCGUCUGUUUGUAGCCAGACGCUCUGCACAUAUUCGCAUCAAGAUUCCAUUUGAAUUCAUUCCCACUUCUUCUCUUCUCUUCUCCCAUAACCCCUUUUCAUUUUUUCUCCAUUUUCUGCUGCUUUUCCACAGAUUUCUUCUUCAAAUCACCUUUCGCAGCAUGACGGUUUCUUCCAAUGAAGUGAACAGCAAAACAGCGCUUGCGCCACUUGCUCCACUUGAAGCAGUAUUAUUCGAUGUCGAUGGAACUCUUUGUGAUUCGGAUCCCAUCCACCUAGAUGCUUUCCGUGAAAUGCUUCUAGAGAUUGGGUUCAAUGGUGGGGUUCCAAUCGAUGAAGAAUUCUUCAUUAAGAACAUUGCGGGAAAACAUAAUGAUGAUAUCGCAGCCGUCCUUUUCCCUGAUGAUCUAGAAAAGGGUUUAAAAUUCUGUGUUGAUAAAGAGGCUUUAUUUCGGAAAUUGGCGAAGGAGAAGAUCGAGGCCAUAAAGGGUUUAUACAAAUUAACAAAAUGGAUUGAAGAUCAUGGGUUGAAACGUGCUGCGGUUACUAAUGCUCCGAGGCCAAACGCGGAGCUAAUGAUCUCAACUCUUGGUUUAACUGAUUUCUUUCAUCAUCUCAUCAUCGGUGAUGAGUGUGAGCAUCCCAAACCGGCACCUGAUCCUUACUUGAAGGCUCUUGAACUUCUCAACGUGUCAAAAGACCAUACAUUCAUCUGUGAGGAUUCGGUUUCUGGGAUUAAGGCUGGUGUGGCGGCGGGAAUGCCAGUUGUUGGCUUAACGACUAGAAAUCCAGAAAAUGUGCUAAUGACAGCAAAUCCUACACUUCUCAUUAAAGAUUACGAAGAUCCAAUACUAUGGGCAGCUUUAGAAGAGCUCGAUAAGAAGGCAGGUGACGCUUGAAACAUUUUAAUCAUAACGAACAUUUCGUAUAUCUAGAUUUAAACCAUUUACAAGACUGGAAUUUUUGUAGCAUCAUUAUCAGCCUAACUUGAAAGGGUUAGAUGACUGUUGAUUAGCACCUAUCUCUCUCACAAUCUUGAUAUCGUAAUAAUGAGAAACUUUUCUCUUAAAA
This is a messenger RNA of Cynara cardunculus var. scolymus (artichoke), 1072 nucleotides long. Its product is annotated as haloacid dehalogenase-like hydrolase domain-containing protein Sgpp. The record is from RefSeq and is a predicted model, not a curated record. The transcript has 5 exons. NCBI's taxonomy places the organism in Eukaryota, Viridiplantae, Streptophyta, Magnoliopsida, Asterales, Asteraceae. Bases 163 to 900 code for a protein of 245 amino acids.